AUGGCAUCUACUACGAUUUCAGCGGCCACCGCAGCAGGAGCUUCUGUCGUGCCCAGCUCUUCCUCUUCAUCCCGCACACGGCAGUGGGGAUCCCACUCCAGGGCCAUUAACUUCUGCGUCGUCUCCAAGCCUAAGCUUCGCAUGGUAUCUUCCACGGUUAGACGCUGCUACUCGCUCUAUUUCUCUCUCUCUCUCUCUCUCUCUCUCUCUCUCUCUCUCUCUCUCUCUAUCUUUCCGACUCACUUAUUCGCUCACUGUCUCACACUUUGUGGCACCCGUUCCUAAACCUUGGACGGAUCUCAGGACGUAACUUCUUUUCGUCCGCGGCGGGCUGCUUUUUGGAUUUGGACUGUGAAGUGAACUUUGUUGACAGUGUUCUUCAAUUCACGCGGUUUUCAGGUUUCCCGGCUCAACUUCGGCGCUGGGAGAUCUUGUUCAGUUGUUACGAAUUCCCUGCAGAGAGAGGUAAUCGACAGCCGCCAACACUGCCAGCCAGUGACCGGGGCAGCUUCUGUUGCCCUAUACGUACUCGUUGUUCUAUAUUAUGGGCUCUAUCUGUUGUGUUCAAAGGUUGCCGACGGUUCUUCGCAUGAUUCGGUGGCGACUGAAAGGAAGCAUGACAUGCCCGCCCAGCUAAAUGCUGAUGCGAUAGAACGAUUUGCGAAGGAGGAGAUAUCACCUCCAACACCUGUGGAGGCCGUGACGGAGUUCAUGACCCAGGUGUCGAACCUUGUCAAGUACGUCCUUUCUCUCUGCUUUUUUCUCAUUUUUACUUUGGGAUUCCAGUUAUUUAUGGGAGGCUCGGUCGCGUGUCCAGGCUUGUUGAUUCCAGAGAUAUUAUCGAGCUGCAGCUGAAGCAGCAGGAUUGUGAGCUCAUUAUACGCAAGAAGGAGGCCAUGCCUCAUCAGCCUGCACCGGCACCUGUUAUCAUGAUGCAGUCUCACGGAAUAUCGCCCGUCACGCACUCACAGUCCGUAUCACCACCUCCUGCCGCCCCUCCUUCCUCUUCACCAGCCGGUGCUUUGCCAGCACCGUCGACUCCAGCUGCUGCCACUGCUACAUCAGUGAAACCUUCACAUCCUCGUAUUAAAAGCCCUAUGGCAGGAACAUUUUACGGAAGCCCCGGACCUGGCCAGCCUGCUUUUGUGAAGGUAAUGCUAGGGUGAACUUUAACCAUUUGUGGGAAAAUUGCUGCGCUGCCCAUUACUUUUGAUUGUCAGAAGAAAUAGUCAAGUGCUAGGCAGGAAUCAGCUGUCCUUGUUAGGCAUUAAUCGUCUAAUUUUUUUAUCAGGUUGGAGAUAAAGUCCACAAAGGCCAGGUUCUCUGCAUCAUUGAGGCCAUGAAGUUGAUGAAUGAAAUUGAAGUAAGACUGACUUAUAAUUUCUCAAAAUUUCAUUUCAUUUGGAAUAUGCUUGAGACCCAAUUCUUUAUGUGCUAUCUUUGUCCUCCCUUGUGUAUACAUAGGGUUGAAAUGCUUUUUGUACUGGUGAUCAGUUCAUGAUCUGUUUCCUUUGGGAAUGACUUUGUCGUUAUGAUUUUAAUUAAAAUAUAUUUUUUUAAAGAUUUACUUUUUGACUCUACCCAAAAUUCAGAUAUUGUGUUUAUUUUUUCGUCUUCUUUCUUCACAUGAUCUGUAUCUUGCUUUCAUUCCUCGAGUUUCCCAAUACACUGUUGUGUAGUAAAAAGUUUUCCUUUUUUUUUUGGAUGUCCUCUGUGGGCUUUUAAAUGGUCCAACUAUUCACAAUUUUGCUACCUUAUUAUUAAUGUUUGUGUUUGAAGCCUCGUCACAUGGCAUUCAAAUGAUAUAUAGCUUCUGUGUGGUUUAUACCGUGCCUCGCCCCAAUUCAAUUGGUAAAUACGACUGCAAAGGAAUCGUGUCUCAUAAAUAUUAUUCAAACGAAUCGAUCCUCAUAUGUCUGUGUAUGAUGCUGACAACAUAUCCACUAGUUUAAGGAAAACAAAAGAGCAAAUUUCUCUUCUCAUGCGCCCUUGCUUUUAAUUCUGUGCCGAGAAGGAAAUACAAUCCAUGGUGGUGCUGCUCAUGGUGGAAGAGUUAGUACAGGUAGCAUCUCCGUGUUGUGUUCUUCAACUUUUAAGAGAGAGCCAUCUGGAAAAGGACAUGCUUUGCUUAUACUAUCCUUAUUAUAUUUAAUACAAUUUAAAACCCUAUUUUCUUGAGAAAGUUGACUAUGGGUUGCCAUUUUGGAUCUAUUGGUUCCCAUAUCUUUGGCAUGACUGCAUUAUGUUCUGCAUGACAUUAAUUCUGCAGGUGGUAAAUUCUCUUCCAGUAAAACGCGGAUUGUUGUCUUUACUCUGUGGCCUUAAUUUAAGGACUUUCAAAAUCCAGGAAUUCAUCUCCAAUUACAACGAAUGACUUAAACUAAGAGGCCGAUUAUUGCUUUGAUGUGUAGACACAUACAUCGAGUUGUGAUUAAUUUUAUUGUUACCUAGUUUUAACACUUUACACUUUAUACUUUAUGCUAUUUUAUGUUUUUUAUGUCGAGUGGUGACCUAUUAUUACAUUGUUUCUGCGCAUUUCUCCCUUCACCUUCCCCUGUUCUUCUAUUGAUCUCGUCCUCUCUCGCACCUGUUUUUUUGAUAAAUAGCGUCCAAUAUGUAACAAUUUUUCAAUGUGGAGUAGAGGUUUACUGUUAGAUAUAAUGCUCUUGCUGCAAAUUAAGUGAAACUUGGUAAUGACUUCUAUCUUCAUCAGUCUUAACAAAGCACAUAAAUGGUCUAUUUCACCAUGUUUUUUUUUCGUGUUUAUUAAUAUUCCACUUGUCUAGGUGUGUCAUUGGUUCCCUGUUUUUUUUCCAUUGUACAUGUUGAUUAUCAGAAGCAUGCACAGUAGGGAAAAGUGAUCAGGCUCAUUCCCUCUUUGGUUUUUGGUGUAUUGGUGUAUAAUACUACGAUUUAGAGCUAAUAUCAUGGUUCUUAUCGGAAAGAAUACCUGGAAUUUCAAACUCUUGGUUUCUUUAGAGUUAUUGAUAAUUGCUUUUUUGCAAUGAUUCUUACCCACUUGGAUACAUUUAUAUUUUUCCAGCUAGUCCAGUGUGAAAACCGAGUCUUGGACGUUUUAGAUUCAUUUUGUCUUCCCAUUGAUUAAGAAAAAGAUUAGGCUGAAAAAAAAUAAUUUCUAUAGAAUCGAUGCUAUGCUGUCGCGAUUGCCUGAUCGACUUGGAUAUUAUAUUACGGAGCUCAAUCAAGAUAGGUGUAGUGUACAAAUAUGAAAUCAAUUAGAUGCCUCGGUAAUUUGCCUGUCUUUAAAUAAAUGCGUGGGGGAUAAUGACGUUGACUAUUUCUGGCUUACAAGGCAGUCAACAUCAUGUGAAAGGGGAAUAGAUUCCUAAGUGAGAUCUUGAGUUUUGGUACCCCAUGAGGGUGCUUGUUGAGUGUUUUGGCUUCUCAUAUUUCGUUCCACACAAGAUGUUAAGAAGCUCGUUCAUGCAGUGCUGAUCCUACGUCUGUGGCUCCCUGGCCAAGAGUGAGGGGAGAUGCCCAUCUCUCAAGAAGAGAUUCUACAAAAAAGAAGUAGGAGGGGAAGUUUACCCAAUAGAAUAUCACCAACACAGGUUGAUCUUUAUUUGCCCAUUCACUUUGCAUUGAUCCUGUUUGCUUGGGGAACACACGGUAUGCUUGAUUACAGUUGAAAUACCUCUUUUGUCUUGGAUUUACCUUGAGCCGGCCGCCCCCGCCCUCUCAUAGUCGGCAGAAUGUGACGGCAACUGUUCUUGAUAUGGUCGUCUCCUCGUGCAGGCUGACCUGGCUGGAACUGUCGUGGAGAUUUUAUUGGACGAUGCAAAGCCAGUGAGCAUAGACCAGGUAAGCUCCUUUUUUUUUUUUUUUUUCAAGAGCGGCUUUCUCGGUUCUGCAUCGUCUGGGUGGACUAUGCAGCAUGUCUCAGCCUUUCUCUUUAACGCCCUCUUGCAGCCCCUGUUUGUGAUCCAACCUUGA
This is a messenger RNA of Spirodela intermedia, 3954 nucleotides long. Lineage: Eukaryota; Viridiplantae; Streptophyta; Magnoliopsida; Alismatales; Araceae. The record is from the annotation of a GenBank genome assembly.